GAUAUUUUAUGUCACGUGAUUCCGACAAGUAGUAGCUAAAAAGUAAACGACAAGAUGUCUGCAAAAGACAGAUUGAAUGUUUUCCCAUCGCGGAUGGCCCUUACUUUGAUGAAACAGAGGCUAAAGGGUGCACAAAAAGGUCACAGCUUACUGAAGAAAAAAGCAGAUGCUCUUACCAUGAGGUUUAGAACGAUAUUGAAAAGGAUUAUUGAGACCAAGGUGUUAAUGGGCGAGGUCAUGAAGGAGGCAUCAUUUUCCCUGGCAGAGGCCAAAUUCACUACGGGUGACUUCAAUCACAUAGUCUUACAGAAUGUAAAUAAGGCACAAAUAAAAGUCAGGAGCAAGAAAGAUAAUGUUGCAGGUGUUCAGUUACCAGUAUUUGAACAUUAUCAGGAUGGUGCUGACACAUACGAGUUGACUGGGUUGUCUCGUGGAGGUCAGCAGAUAGACAAACUAAAGAAGAACUAUGCGAAGGCAAUUCAGCUGUUAGUGGAGUUAGCAUCUCUUCAGACAUCGUUCGUCACCCUAGAUGAAGUAAUUAAGAUUACCAACAGAAGAGUUAAUGCAAUUGAACAUGUGAUCAUUCCCAGAAUAGAAGCAACACUAUCUUAUAUCACGACUGAGCUCGAUGAGAGAGAGCGAGAAGAAUUUUACAGGUUAAAGAAGAUACAGGAGAAGAAGAAAAAGAUUCGAGCCGCUGCAGAAUUAUUGAGUAUAGAACGUAAACGAAUAUUGGGUCUCGCAGAGGAACGUGAAUCUAAUUUAGUAGACGAUGACCACGAUGAGGAUCUUUUGUUUACGGACUAGCAGCAGACAGUCGUUACGUCCCUUGUAGCCAGUUACACAACUGUUUAGUAUAUGUAUAGAUAAUUUAAUGGGUAUCAUUCCAAUGUUGGUUAAUACAAAAACGACUCUCCAGAUGUGAACACAUUACUAGCAAAUGGUAUAUCUAAGACCUAGCUAGUUAUUGGGAGAAUAUUUUCACAUAAUACAUGUGCUUCAAAUGUUUUUUAGCGAUUUGCUCAGAAAUGUAACAUGAAAUCAAGGAAUUAUUACACUAUAAAAGGAAACAACAAAACAAUUGUUAAUGUACAUGUAAGUAUUAUGUGCAUAUAAUUGCAUUUUAACGAGUGUCUACAGACCAGUGACAAGGUAUCUUUUAGAUCUGGUCCUUGUUCGUCACCAGAGCUCAUCUAAGGAGAAUGUUUGUUUUUUUACUGCAUUAGGUUUGUAGAAAAGAUUAGAGUAUGCUGUGAAUGAGAUAGUUUCCAGAAAGGGUGUGUAUUUCAUUGUAACUUUGAGAUUGCAUCUGACAAAGUUUGGUACAUGAAUUUCAUUGAGAUAAGAUUUUUAUAGCAUAGUCAUUUCUUUCAUUAAAAAAUUAGUAUGUUACUGUGAGAACAGGUACACAAGCAUGCAUUCAAACACACUGAACACUUGAUUGAGGAGACUAGAUUUGAAGUAAUCGUCUCAUUGAAUUCAUUUUUGUCAUAAAGUCAAAUUGUUUAAGUAUACAAGUGUAAAUUAUGGUCAUGUUAAAUUUACUAGUCCAUUCUUGUUGUAUGACGAGUUUACUUUGCUGAGCAAAGUUUUAGUUUGGCAGAUUUGUUUAGUGUUGAUUGUGUAGUACUAGUAAAUGAAUGCUUCAUUGUACAUAAUGAUUAAAUUGUUGCAUUGUUUGAAACAUUUGAAAUGUUUUUGUUUCAACAAUCGGAACAAAUGAAGAGUUCAUUUCCAAUUCCCGAGUUAGCAGUGAAGGUAUACCAAUAUUAGUACAACUCAAGAAUUCAACAACAGAGUUUACAUUAGAAUGCAAUCCAUGCUCAUUGAAUAGGGUUUUAAAACUGCUUCACAUGAUAUAUGCUGUCAAAUUGCAUCAAAACCACAUUUUUCUCAAAAUAACGUAAAUGAAUAUACUAGUGUCGUAUUUUGAAAAUGAACUCUUCAAAUAUUAUAGUGCUAUUAUAAAGUCAUCAGCAUGGGGAAGGAAGUGGCAUUUAGAUCAUUGAAAGAAUGUCUAUGAGUGAUUGAUCAAAUUCAAGGAAUUAUCAGCAUAAAAUUUGUAGGUUUAAAAUGUGGUUUUUUGACAUCCUAGAUCAGACAGAAUAGUAACUGGAAUUCUUAGUUAUGGUUUUGGUAUCAGUUUUGUUGCGGUCUUCAGUGUAUUGUGUAUAUAUGUGAUUGUACCUAAUGUAGUAUAAAUCAUGUAAAUAUUUCUUAUGACAAAAAUAUAUGUAUUAUAGAUGUACAUUUUGAUUUUAUUUCUGUCUCUGGAAGACCUAUAUUAAACAUGAAUAAAAUGUAAAACUAUUA
Molecule: messenger RNA, 2313 nt
Organism: Gigantopelta aegis
Lineage: Eukaryota; Metazoa; Mollusca; Gastropoda; Neomphalida; Peltospiridae
Product: V-type proton ATPase subunit D-like
Exons: 7
Coding region: 55-807 (250 amino acids)
Cellular component (GO): proton-transporting V-type ATPase complex
Molecular function (GO): proton-transporting ATPase activity, rotational mechanism
Source: RefSeq, a predicted model, not a curated record